AAAACUGAGCGGUUACAAAGUCUUCUCACUUCUCUUCAACGUCCCUUACCUGCAAAGCCACACACACUCUCUCUCUCUCACACAAACACAUAAAAAGAAAGAGAAUAGAACCAACACAAAGCAAAGCAUAUAACAAAAUAAGCUGAAACAGAGCAUAAAGAAAGGAACAAAACACUUAGAAAAAAUAAAAAUAAAAACAGAGCACUUCCUCUGUUCUGAUUCAUCUUCUCCUUCUUUUCAAAGGUGCCCACUUUGAAAUUUUCUUCCUUUCCUUCACCAUUCGCUGCUCCUGUUCCUUCUCCUUUAGAAUUGUUAACAUGGUUUUAUCAUUCUGAGUGUCAACUUGGCAAGUUGUGUUUUUGAAAGGACAAUGAAUUUGAAGAGCAGAGGAGAGGUUCUUCUUCCUCAUAGAAGCUUUUUGUCUCAGAGAUGGAUGAUUUUUCUUUGUAUUGGAAGCUUCUGUGCUGGGAUGCUAUUCACCAACAGGAUGUGGACUAUUCCCGAACCUAAAGGACUUGCAAGGACAACAGCUAUGGAAGCUGAAAAAUUGAAUGUUGUUUCGGAGGGUUGCAACUCAAGAAUUUUGCAAGAAAAGGAAGUGAAGCGCGAAACGAGAAGCAUCUAUAAAGAAGUUUUCAAAACACAAAAUGCCAUGCAAACAUUGGACAAAACUAUUUCAAACUUGGAGAUGGAGUUAGCUGCUGCAAAGGCAGCUCAGGAGUCGAUUCGCAAUGGCGCUCCUCUAUCAGAAGAUAUAAAGGCAGUUGAAUCAAAUCCAAGGAGAAGGUACCUCAUGGUCAUAGGAAUCAACACUGCUUUUAGCAGCAGGAAAAGAAGAGACUCCGUCCGCCAAACCUGGAUGCCUCAAGGUGAGAAAAGAAAGAAGCUAGAGGAAGAGAAAGGCAUUAUCAUCAGAUUUGUAAUUGGUCAUAGUGCUACAUCAGGUGGUAUAUUAGACAGAGCUAUAGAAGCAGAAGAUAGGAAGCAUGGAGAUUUCUUGAGGCUGGAUCAUGUUGAAGGGUACCUUGAAUUAUCAGCAAAGACAAAGACCUACUUCGCAACUGCUGUUAACUUAUGGGAUGCUGAUUUCUACAUUAAAGUUGAUGAUGAUGUUCAUGUAAAUAUAGCAACACUUGGAGAGACUCUAGUUAGACACCGGUCGAAACCACGAGUAUACAUCGGAUGCAUGAAAUCCGGGCCUGUUCUUUCCCAAAAAGGUGUAAGGUACCAUGAACCAGAAUACUGGAAAUUCGGCGAGUCUGGCAACAAGUACUUCCGCCAUGCCACAGGACAGUUGUAUGCCAUUUCAAAAGAUCUUGCUACAUAUAUUUCAAUGAACCAGCAUGUUCUUCACAAGUAUGCCAAUGAAGAUGUCUCACUAGGCUCAUGGUUUAUUGGACUUGAUGUGGAUCAUAUUGAUGAUAGGAGACUCUGCUGUGGCACUCCACCAGAUUGUGAAUGGAAAGCUCAAGCAGGGAAUGUGUGUGUAGCUUCAUUUGAUUGGACAUGCAGUGGAAUUUGCAGGUCUGCUGAGAGGAUCAAAGAGGUUCAUAGAAGAUGUGGAGAAGGUGAAAAAGCUUUGUGGAAUGCCUAUGCAGCAAGCUCCGAGGAAACUCCUUCAACUUCCAAAUGA
Arachis duranensis is the source of this 1633-nucleotide messenger RNA. Its product is annotated as probable beta-1,3-galactosyltransferase 2. The transcript is spliced from 12 exons. Gene Ontology annotation, cellular component: Golgi membrane. NCBI's taxonomy places the organism in Eukaryota, Viridiplantae, Streptophyta, Magnoliopsida, Fabales, Fabaceae. The record is from RefSeq and is a predicted model, not a curated record. The coding region runs from base 371 to 1633 and encodes 420 amino acids. Gene Ontology annotation, molecular function: hexosyltransferase activity.